UUUCAGCCUCUGGAACAAGCAGAAAAAUGGUUGAUCCUCAUUGUUGCCCAGUUGUAUUCUGUCAUAACUUGUAUGUAAGUUAAGGAAAGAAUAUGACUGCAAGAGAUUACAGAGACUGAACUGGAGGCUGAAAUGGUUAAGAAGCCUUUCGGGGGUUGCUUAUUCCAGGUUAUUGCGGUAAAGUAGAAAGAUCUCAGAAAGGCUCUUUGUCGAAGGGAAAGAUUUAUUGUGCAAGGUUCAGAAGCGAUAGCUCAAGCAAAGUCUGAACCUUACGCAAUAAAUCUUUCCCUUCGAUAAAGAGCUGGUGUGGUCUCUUUUCUGUAACAGUGGAACCAAAUGGAUUCCCCCUGCUGUUUGAGUGGGGAAAAGUAUGGUAUUCCCCAGAUUAGUACAAACCAAGCUCAUUUCCUGCACCAGGUGGCAUUGUUCGAUUUUUGGACUUUCUGUGCACAGAAGUUAACUUUCUGUGAGAGGCUAUCUUUAAAAAAUGGUAGAAAUAGAAUAUCUGUUUGUCAUGAUAUUUGGGACUCCUUUUUUUAGUCUUUCUGGUUAUCCUAUUCACAUUAAUGAUGCUUUCUCAGAUCCGUAGAUGGGUGUGAAGUUUUAACUCAGAGGGUUGGGAGCUUAUGGAGGUAUUUCUUUUUACAAAGCUAGACUUUUCCUUAAUUUGAACUCCUGAGUGUCUCAGAAUGGCUGCAGGGCAAGAGCCUGACCAUCUUUACCAGAGUUGUCAUAGUAUUCAGCAAAAGAAAAGGCAAGGGACAGCAGCGGCUAUUGGUGUAUUAAACUUGAGGGCAAGUUUUGAACCCGUAGCUGUUAAUUGAAAGAUGAAUCACCGGCCCAAAACUGAAGAAAGAGAAGGGGUAGUAAAAAGUGCCAUCUUUUGCUAAAACGAAAGCGGGCGAAACGCUGGAUCGGAAACGGUUAGGCAGCCCUGGGCAGAGAGGAAAUGGGUCUCCGAGAAAGCAGAGGGCGGAGAGCGUCGCUGCGGUGGGGCAGAAGCGGCUCAGUCUUGCGCUUCCUCGGGGGCUCCUGACUUGCAUCGGCUGCCUUGACUUUCUCCUUGCCGACCUGCAUCGAAAGGAAGCGUCGCCGAGAAGGAGCCUGGACCUUUGGCCGGGACGCGGGAAGAGAAGCCGGUCUCGCUCUCCGCUGGGAACCCCAGAGGAGGAGCCUCUCGCGGACUCCCUCCCGCUCGCCGGCUUCGGCCAGGACCCUUCCUCGGCCCGCGCGCAUGCGUUGGAGCGCUGGGCGGCCCUUCCCCUCGAGUCUCCACCAUGGCCGCAGGGCUGCGGCGCCUGAAGGAGGCCGCCGUGGUCCUUGGGGGCGGCGGCCUGAUCUUCGCCGCGCACCUGGCGGCGAGGGGCGACGAGAGCUUCUACAGUCGGUGGCUGAUGCCGGGCCUGCAGCGCGUGGUGGGGCCCGAGACCGCCCACCGGCUGGCGGUGCGCCUGCUCGCCUUGGGCGUCGUGCCACGGCCCGGCCCGGCCGACUCGGAGAUCUUGGAGGUGCGGGCUUUUGGGCGGCGGUUUCGGAACCCGCUGGGACUGGCCGCUGGAUUUGACAAGCACGGGGAGGCGGUGGACGGGCUCUUCAAGAUGGGCUUCGGCUUUGUGGAGGUGGGGAGCGUUACGCCGGAGCCCCAGGAAGGCAACGCCAAGCCGCGGGUCUUCCGGCUGCCCGAAGACCAAGCGAUCAUCAACAGGUACGGGUUCAACAGUCACGGCCACACCGUGGUGGAGCGCAGACUCCGAGCCCGGGAAGUCGCCCAGCGCCGGCUCAGCAAAGCGGGGAUGCCCCUUGGAAUAAAUCUGGGGAAGAACAAGUGUUCUGUGGAUGCAGCUGCUGACUAUGUUGCAGGCAUUCGCGUGUUGGGUCCGCUGGCUGAUUACGUGGUGGUGAAUGUUUCCAGCCCAAACACGCCAGGAUUGCGGGCUUUGCAAGGCAGAGCAGACUUGCACCUCUUACUUACAAAGCUGGGCAUUGAUGGACUGGUGCUAACUAACACUACUGUGAGCCGUCCUGAGACCCUUCGUGGGGCUUCUUGCAACGAAGUGGGGGGGCUAAGUGGGGCUCCCUUACGACAGCUCUCCACCCAGAUGGUCAGCGACAUGUAUGCUCUCACUCAAGGGCGGGUACCAAUCAUUGGAGUGGGUGGAGUAUGCACUGGCCAGGAUGCCUUGGAGAAAAUACGGGCAGGUGCCUCCUUGGUCCAGAUGUAUACAGUGCUCACAUACCAUGGACCACCUGUGGUGGGUACCAUAAAGCAGGAGCUUGAGGCCCUACUGAGAGACAGAAGAAGAGUUCACAUAAUUCUAUUUGCCUUGAGCAGAGAACAAGGAUUCCAGAGUGUUCAAGAUGCUGUGGGAGCGGAUCACAACUUCUGAGGAUUAGUGUGACAAAAGGGACCCUUGAACUCUCUGGACCAGCAGCAAAAGAGGACGUGUUGUCGGAGAUCCACUGGCUACUUCCUGCCCCUCAUUAAUGAUGAGGGGGGAAUUUGGACCUUAAAAAAAAAAAAAGACAUGUAACAAGGGGGAAACAAGUGUUGGCAUACAUCCUCUCCUGGGGAAGUGUAAAAGCUAAAGAGCUUUCCUGAUGUCGUGAGACUGAUGCAAGCAGUACCCCAGCACAAGAAAGUAGAAAUGGGUCACAGAGUUGGGGAGGAACAUAGUAUCAGUGUUUCUUUUGUUGAAUCUCAGUCUCUCUCUCCUCGUAAGGUUGGGAGGCCUGUACCAUACUGAGUAGAGGAAACCAGUGUUGUUAUUCAGAAGUUUUGGAGAAGGCACACAACAAUUUUUAAAAAUAAAAUAUUGAGAUUGUU
Molecule: messenger RNA, 2824 nt
Organism: Pantherophis guttatus
Lineage: Eukaryota; Metazoa; Chordata; Lepidosauria; Squamata; Colubridae
Source: RefSeq, a predicted model, not a curated record